Poeciliopsis prolifica (blackstripe livebearer) is the source of this 1031-nucleotide messenger RNA. RefSeq names its product peroxiredoxin 5 (gene prdx5). Gene Ontology annotation, molecular function: thioredoxin peroxidase activity. The transcript is spliced from 6 exons. NCBI's taxonomy places the organism in Eukaryota, Metazoa, Chordata, Actinopteri, Cyprinodontiformes, Poeciliidae. Bases 217 to 783 code for a protein of 188 amino acids. Gene Ontology annotation, cellular component: cytoplasm; mitochondrion; peroxisome. Gene Ontology annotation, biological process: cellular response to oxidative stress; hydrogen peroxide catabolic process; cell redox homeostasis. The record is from RefSeq and is a predicted model, not a curated record.
AGCAGGCCCGAACCUGAACGAUAGGUAAAGCUUUCUCUCGGACAAACUCUGCGUGGGACACGCCCACGGGCAUUUGCUGUGACUGUAAAUAACAUAGAGUGGCAGUAAAAUCCGUCUGACGUGGGCCCUGAACGCACCCUGCUAAAUACGCCAGUCGUGACGCAGUCCUCGACGCUAGGAGCCUCGGUUAGCUGCGCGGCUAACAGCGUAGCCGUUAUGUUUCCCAUGUCUCUUCUUAAACCCACCCAAGUCCUUCGUUGCGUCAGACUGCUGCACUGCUCUCAAGUCACCAAGAUGCCGAUUAAGGUUGGUGAAGCUCUUCCUGCGGUGGAGGUCCAGGAAGGUGAACCAGGAAAUAAAGUAUCCAUGGAUCAGCUGUUUAAGGGGAAGAAAGGAGUUCUCUUUGCCGUACCCGGAGCCUUUACCCCCGGCUGCUCUAAGACUCACCUUCCAGGCUUCGUGCAGCAAGCCCAGGAGUUGAGAAGUAAAGGUAUACAGGAAGUGGCAUGCAUUUCUGUCAAUGAUGCAUUUGUCAUGGCUGCAUGGGGAAAGGAGCAUGGAACAGAUGGAAAGGUUAGAAUGCUGGCUGAUCCCACUGGUGCAUUUGCAAAGGCGGUCGACCUGCUGCUUGACAAUGACACGAUCGUCCAGGUACUGGGCAACAAACGCUCCAAGAGAUACGCAAUGGUGGUGGAAGACGGCGUGGUGAAGAAGAUCAACGUGGAGCCGGACGGCACCGGGCUGACCUGCAGCCUCUCCUCCAGCGUUCUGGCUGACCUGUAGGCCGCGGCAGCAGCUUAUUAAGGGUAGCUCCUCUCCCUCAGCUGCUCUGAAAGUUGUACUAACAAAGCUCGCCUCCUGCCAACUGGACCUUGCCUCUCUCCCCAAAGAUAGUUGCAAACGCUGGACACAAGUGUCAGGCGGAAGGUGAUUAAUGCGCACAAUUUUGACUUGAAGAGCAUUUCCUAGCACAGCCCAUUAGUCUUUGCAUAGUCCAACUUGAAAGUUAAUAAACUUAAUUCUUUUCCUCA